Messenger RNA from Pseudomyrmex gracilis, 7001 nucleotides. RefSeq names its product voltage-dependent calcium channel subunit alpha-2/delta-3 (gene stol). The transcript is spliced from 23 exons. Lineage: Eukaryota; Metazoa; Arthropoda; Insecta; Hymenoptera; Formicidae. Gene Ontology annotation, cellular component: voltage-gated calcium channel complex. The record is from RefSeq and is a predicted model, not a curated record. Gene Ontology annotation, molecular function: voltage-gated calcium channel activity. Bases 849 to 4445 code for a protein of 1198 amino acids.
GGAACUUGUACAGUGCGAAUAAAUCGCGUCGUCGUCGAGGGGCGAAUACGAAGAGGGGUGCGAAAAGAAAAUACAAUAAUAUGUCGCCACUGCGUCGCGCGGUGAAAUCAUGUGGUCGCGCUCCGCUCCGGAGAAAGCAGUGACAUUUCGGACGUACGUUCCGGAACGGUGUACACAGCCCGGAACGCCGCCUUCCUCACCUUCGGCCUUUCCGUUGAAAUGAUCGAAUUGGCAGCCGGGCUCGUCGUGGCGCUCGUAGUACGGACCACUACCAUUCGCGAAAAGAGAAUAGCGUCGGAGAUGAAGAGAAAGCUUCUUCGUCGCUGUGUGUGACUUCGACUUUUCGCGACUUCAUUUAUGUACAUAUAUAAAUAUAUAUAUAUAAAUAAAUAUACACGUGCGGGGGUGAGACAGGUCUGUUUUACGGAAGGCGAUUAGUGAGUAGGUAAAAAAAAAAACAAAAAAAACAAAACAAAAGAAGAACAAAAAAAUAAAAUUAAAAAAAUUAAUAAAAGUUAGAUGCGCUCGAAAUCGGCCUGGAAAAAGAGCAGAAGGAGGACGCUCUCUUGAAUCACGGUGACCACGGUGACCUAUGUGCGAUGCGCGAGAAUCGUUAAAUCGACGAGCGCCGAACCGGUUCGUCGCUGAUGGUCCCUGGUUCGACGAUCGAUCGCCAAUCACACGAAAUUACCGCAGGGGCGAGAGGGACUUACGAGAACCACACGCCAUCGCCAACAACGACAGAAGAAGAAGACGAAGAAGAAGAAGAGAACGAGAGAAAGAGAAAGAGAGAGAGAGAGAGAGAGAAGAAUUUCGAGGAACAAUAUUGUUGAGAAUCAUUUAAAAUAAUGUUUCUGCGCAUCGACGACAGGCUGCUGCGCUUUGGGGUACUGUUUCUGUUGUGGAUAGGCUCGAGUCGCCAGCAGGAGGAGGACAUACCUCACAAUGAAGUAAAAAACUGGGCCUUAAAAUUUGGCGUUGAUCUGUGGGAAUUUGGUAAACAAGCAACUAAAAUGAGCGAGAUAACGAGAAAAUAUCACGAAGUGGACAGCAGCAUCACAAAAAAAGACGGUCUCGUCCUCGUUCGGGAAAUGGCCAUGGAGGUGAAAAACCUGAUGGACUUUAAAAUGAACGCCGUGAUGAGAUUGGUGGAAAGCGCCGAACAAACGGCCUUGUCGGUGUCGAAGGAGGGAAGCGUGCCACCCAAAUAUUACGCUUCUCAUCGGCUUAAUUUCGUCACCGACGACGAUGCCGGCGCUCAGGAUAUGUUCCUCGCUGCGAAUCGUCACUUCGACCAUUUGGCAGUAAACGUCACUCUGUCCGCUGUGCUCUUACCAAGCGGAGUCAAAGACAACGAACGCGAUGUUGCCUCGGGCAUUCAAUGGAGCGAGUAUUUGGACCUUUUGUUUGUUAAUAAUUACGAGAGCGAUCCUACGUUAUCGUGGCAAUAUUACGGAGCAACGACGGGAUUUCUACGUCGUUUUCCAGCGAUAUCGUGGCCGCCGAUCGAGGGCACGUCAACGUCCAAGUCUUACUCGCAUCAUCGAGCUGUUCGCGACGUGUACGACUUCAGGAUGUCGAAUUGGUUCGUCGGGGCGGCGAACAGUCCGAAGGAUCUGACGAUUCUGAUCAACAGCGCUACCUAUACGUCCGAUCGAAAUCGACGGCUGACGAUGGCUACGACAAAGGUGAUCCUGGACACGCUAGGACCGGACGAUUACGUAAACGUUUAUCGAUACGGCGAGAAUGCCGAGGAGAUCGUGCAGUGCUUCAAGGAUAGCCUGGUGCAGGCGUCGCCGGAGAAUAUCCACGAGAUGAAGGUGGCGUUGUCCUCGAUAAAGCCCGAGGAUACCGCGACCAAUAUCUCGGCCGCGCUCAGCACCGCCUUCGAGAUCCUGCACAAGUACAAUCGUACCGGUCAGGGUAGCCAGUGCAAUCAGGCAAUCAUGCUCAUCACCUCGGAGACCGACGGUCCGCCCACGGAGGUGAUAAAACGUUACAACUGGCCUCACAUGCCCGUACGGAUCUUCACCUAUCUGAUAGGAGGCGACAAGAGUCCCGAUCUCCAGAACACGGCCUGCACGAACAAAGGAUUUUACGCGAGAAUAACAUCCAUGGACGAGAUUCACGAUAAAGUCUUCGAGUACGUGAAGGUUCUCGCGCGGCCUAUGGUGCUCUAUCUGCACGAUCAUCCAAUUCACUGGAGUCCCGUUUACGUAGGCGGAAAGAGCAGUAGAUAUGGCAGGGAAAAUCGCGGACAGUUGAUGACAUCCGUGUCAGCUCCGAUAUUAGAUCGCCGAAAUUAUACGGAGAAAACAGCCAAUUUGUUGGGUAUCGUUGGUACUGACGUAUCUGUCGAGGAGAUUCAGAAACUUGUGCCACCUUACAAGUUAGGAGUUAACGGAUAUUCGUUUAUUGUUGACAAUAAUGGCAGAGUUCUGUAUCAUCCUGACUUGCGGCCUCUAUACGAAGAAACUUUAAAACCUUCGUAUAUAAGUGUAGAUCUAUCGGAAGUUGAACUCGCAGAAAAUGAUGGCCCUGCAAUUCCCCCGAAUAAUUCGCUCUUGCUCGAUCUAAGACGUGAUAUGAUCGAUCAAAAAGAAGGAGAAACGGAUUUCACAAUCAAAAUACAUUAUGACGAUAUGAAAAGAGUUACGAUUCGACGGCACAAUUAUUUUUACAAGCCGAUCGAAGGCACCCCGUUCUCCUUAGGCUUAGCUCUACCGGAAGGCUACGGCAUGUUCGAAUUGCACGCCGAGCAGGAGAUCAAGCUCGCUAUUGUAAAUGUAACAGAGUAUUUCAAAGGGAGCAACUGGAAAGUGCAUCCCGAUUGGGUCUACUGCGAGUACAAUUCGGCUUCCGAUAAAUUUUUUUCCACCCCGGAAGAGCGCAUCCUGCAUUUUUUGGCACGGACGCGCAGACCGGCGUGGAAAUGGAUGUCCUUGAGACCAAGGAGUCCUAGCUCGCAUCAUAAGCAAGCGAGCAAGACGGAUAAAGAUGCUUAUUAUUGUGAUAAGACCUUAGUACAAUCUCUGGUUUUGGACGCUUUAGUAACGGACGGAUUUGAUAAGAGAGAACCGCCGAGAGUGCACAAAGAAGAAAACGAGAACCCUAUUGCCAUACUGAUGGCUCUACUGCACAGUCAGGGCAAGGGUAGAUUCGGCGUCACCAGGAGCUUCAUCGCGACUCGAAGCGGACUCUUGCGAUGGCAUGAGCAUCAGCAGAACGACGACCGUGAGAACACCGACGAACCGCGGUUCGCGGAAGAGCACGCGAGAGCAAUGGAUUCGUCGUGGUACAAACGCGCGGUGGAUCAACACUCGAUCGAACCGGAAAGUUUUGUCUUCAGCGUGCCGUUUGACGCAGCCGAAACAGCAGAUCCACUCGUCACCGCUACUCACGCGAUAUACAUUGCGAAAGGUCACAAAGCUCCGGCGGCAGUGGUGGGUUUGCAAAUUCAACACUCGUCUCUGGCGACUCAUUUCGUCAAUAUUACUUCUACAUGCACCGGCUGCAAAAAGAAUUGUGCCUCGGAGGAGCUCGAUUGUUACAUUCUAGACAAUAACGGAUUCAUUAUAAUAAGCGAACGUCACGAGCACACCGGAAAGUUCUUCGGCGAGAUAGACGGGACUAUAAUGGAUUCUUUGGUACAAGAUAGAAUAUACAGAAAAGUAACGGUCAUCGAUUAUCAGGGAAUUUGCAGUCCCCAGGAAUCUCAUCAGUCGUCGGCGCCGCGAGUUCUGUCCAACUCUUUUAUCAAGACGGCGACGACGUUCGGCAACUUCCUUUGGACCCUGGCCUUGACUCUCAAUAUUCAAGAUUUGUGGAAAACCACUCUGGCACUCGCCAACAACGUAAUGUCGUCGAAUGAUUACGAUGACGAAGUGCUAACACCCGCGGAUUCGACCGAAGAAGUAACGGUGGACGAGAACAACGAGUAUCUGAAAUAUCCGGCAUUUCCUCCGAUCGCGCCGGCGACGCCGGUCUCGCCGCCGACCACUCGGGCCACCUCCGCUCAUUAUCCUCGAAGAUUGCGCACCUGCGAGAAAAAAACGGACCUGUAUAUCCUGCAACCCGAACGGCUCAAUACCAGCGGUCAGAACAAUCCUCUGAAAGGGAAACUCACCAACUGUCACGUAACUGGAUGCGAGAGGCCAUUCAGCGUCCAAAAGAUUCGGCACACCAAUCUGAUACUGCUAGUGGUCGACACGCUGUGUCCAUGCGGCAGCAAACAAUUGAGUAUCGAGCCAAUCGAGGCUCUGACGGAACCCGGUGCGUGCACAGCGAGACGGGAGCGUUUGUAUCGACGAAGACCACCGAAAUGUAUAAACUACCACCCCGAGGAGAUGGAGAUCAAAUACUGCGGCGGCGCCGGCCGGUUCUUCAGUUUCACGUCGUUGAGUUUCACGAUUCUCUCAUUCGUCGUUACAGUGCGAUUUGCGUGACUCUCUGUCGAGAUUAAUUAAAACGAAAAAAAAAACAAAAAACAAAAAAAAAAAAGAAUAUACAACACACACACGUUUACGAAUUACCUUUUUAAAAUGAAUUUAGCGUUGUCGUUUCUAUGAAACAAUUAUUAAAGAGAAGAGGGGGGGAUAUAAAAGAGGAGAAAAAGAAAAUAUACUAGAGAUUUGCGGGUCAUCACUUAAACUCCGAUGAAAGUGAUGAAGAAAUAAAUAAACAAAUAAAUAUAUAUAUACAUAUACAUACAUAUAUAUAUAUAUACAUAUCUAUGUUACACAUCAAUAAUCCGAUUAUAAAAAUUCUGUUGACUGACGAGAAAGUCUCGAAUAUUUAUGUGCGUGUAUUCUCGUUGCGCGCAUAUAUCGAAAUUGAUUCAUAUCAAUAAUAACUCGGAUAUCGGACUAUAAGCAAUAAGUGCCCCAUAAUACAAUAAUAUACGACGAUUGUGAGAGAAAAAGAAACGAGAGAUUAGAAAUUUGCUUUUUGUUUGUUAGACACACACACACACACACGUUUUUAGACGUUCGCAUUAUUUCAAUGACAAUCUCGCGAACAAUCAGUAAUUCCUGAGUUAUAUACACACACACACACACACACACACACAAAUACGAGACCGGAUUUAUUUCGGCGAUGCGAGAUUUUCGUUCUAAGAGAAGAAGUUUCUCUCGUUGUGAGUUUUUCUUCUAAUGCUCCGAGCGUCCAAGCACACAUAGUGUAAAAGAGGAACGAUUCUUUUUAUCAGGCUUCUAAAUUUGUUUUUUGCUCGCUCUUCACACACACACACACACAUACACUUCAUUAGUGACCGCAAGAGAGUGACAGAUAUUAUUCACGGCCUAAAUGACGAUCGAACCCGAAGUGUGUCCGCUCGGGCCUAAAAAACUUCGAAUCACGCUCCUCACUUUGAAGGAGCAAACACCGGAGAUAACAAAACUUUCGGCGAGAAAAAAUUUGGAAGCGUGACAAAACUGACAACGUAUAUAUUUAUAUAGAUGUGAUGUUUUCGUUCCAGCCAUUUAUCCACAUCACAUUUGUGACGCUUUUAAUGUUAAACAAACAAGCCGAUAUUGUCAAACUGUAAUCGCUCUUCCGUUGAAAUCCCGAUAAGAUUUCCUCUUUGCGAGCGACGCUCUCGCAAGAAGCGAUACGUGCGUAUUUUCCAUCAAAAUUAAAAAAAAAAAAACACUCCUUUAAUGUAAAAAAAAAAAAAAACUACAAAACGCAGAGAACUCCAAAUAGAAAAAAAAAAAAAACUGCGCAUUUAAUGCAACAGUUGAAGUUUUCUGAAUAUGUAAGAACGUCAUGAUCUCUUCGUAAUUUCAAUGUUAUGUGGAGUACAAACAAACAAAAAACUUACUACACGUGUCAUCGUUUCGCAAUUCAGAGAUUGUCGUCUUUCUCAUAGACAAAAUUCACUUGAAAAAAAAAAAGUCUUCCCCUUUCUCCCAAACCCCAAUCGUAAGAUCCUGUUGUAUUCGAAUUAAAUGUUUUUAUCGUCCUUAGAGAUAUGCGUAGGCUGAUGUACUAAAAAAAAAAAAAACUUGUGUCGUUUUAAAACUAGGUCGAUAUUGAAUAUAGUGCUAGACUGUGUCAAAAAAAACAAAAAAAAAAAAAAACGUCAAGAAUAAUCAAAAUAGCAGAGCAAUAAAUAAAGAAAUUGAGUUUAAUUGCGAUGAUGAACGGACGGUCACCACGAGCUCGCGCGAAAGUCGACAGCUGCUUUCGUUUCGCCAACAGUCGUUUUUUCGAGAAUCAUCUUGAGAAUCAUCAAUUGUUUGUUAACGUAACAUGUGCAAAACAAAAUUGCCGCGUCUAUGUUCUCGCUCUAUGUUGUAUAGUUUUUUUUUUUUUUUUUUUUUUUUAAAUUCUAAUUACAUUACCGAGACUUGUAAUUUUCAAGUCAGUCUUCGAUCUGACUUCGAUCUCUCGAUGACAGUUAUUUGUCCUGUCGAUCGUGUAAAAGGCCAUUUUUCGAAGCAGCGGAUUUUUCGAGCGAGAAUCGUGGAUUGUCGAUGAGUUUCCGUGAGACGGUCGAUUUCACGUGUUUACACGAGAUGAGAUCGCGCACUUGUUGUCCGAAACAUAAAAUCAAAUCUCCCGAGACGAUAAUUACACACGUUCCGAAAUGACUCGCGCAUUCUAGAGAGAGAAAAAAAAGAGAGAGAGAGAGAGAGAGAGAGAGAGAAAAAGAAAGAAGGAUAAGCGCGACGAUGAGCGCUGAGAAUCGACGCUGAACUGUGUGAGGAAAUUUUUCCAUCCGUGUCACAAACGCACAUAUAAAUAUGAAAAACUUACGUUGCUCCCCGAAGAAAAAAUGAAUACUGUACGAUAAAAAAAAAUAUAUAUAUAUAAUCUUUGACUACGUCUGUUUUGCGUGUAAAGUAAUAAGGCGCGUGAGACUCGAUUUAGCUUUAUUUUUACGACCUAAAUAAUAAUGUUAAGAGAGCAACGCUAAAAUACUCGUUUGCUUCCUCUGAAGACACACACGUGUGAAAAAAAAAAAAACAAACAAACAAACAAACAAAAUGCGAAAGAAA